AUGAAGCACGUGCCUGCCAGGUGUAAGUGCGUCGGAGGCUCUGGCGAGCCGGCCCAAACUCUCUACGCGGCUCUGCUGAAGAGGGUGGACGGUAGUUCUUACACUGGAAACCCCCAAAGCGUCAAGGAUGUCAUCAUCUCCUUUCUGGUGCACUUAUUGAAUGUUGAGGGUCAUACCCGAGUUCCAGCACCGUCACCAGAUGAGCUCGAGGAGUUUGACGCAGAAACGGAAUGGAUGUUUCUUCAAGCACAUCUGGCGCUGCCUACACCGGGAUUCAAUUUCGAUUCUUUGCUAGAAGCUUCGCAUGCAUUUGGACAUGAAGCUGAUAAUGAACUGGAGAUGCUUCUGGAGAUGAACCUGGAGCUGGAGAUGCAGCUGGAGGCUGCUGAAGAUGUAGUUUAA
Anthostomella pinea is the source of this 402-nucleotide messenger RNA. NCBI's taxonomy places the organism in Eukaryota, Fungi, Ascomycota, Sordariomycetes, Xylariales, Xylariaceae. The record is from the annotation of a GenBank genome assembly.